Molecule: messenger RNA, 540 nt
Organism: Panicum hallii
Lineage: Eukaryota; Viridiplantae; Streptophyta; Magnoliopsida; Poales; Poaceae
Product: transcription factor MYB73-like
Exons: 1
Coding region: 1-540 (179 amino acids)
Biological process (GO): regulation of DNA-templated transcription
Cellular component (GO): nucleus
Molecular function (GO): RNA polymerase II cis-regulatory region sequence-specific DNA binding; DNA-binding transcription factor activity, RNA polymerase II-specific
Source: RefSeq, a predicted model, not a curated record
AUGGGCUCCGCCACCGCCGUCUCGGCGCCCUCGGCAGCGCCGGUCCUCCGCAUCCGGCCGCCGCCGGCGUGGACGCCUGAGGAGGAUGCGCGCCUGGAGCGUCUCGCCAGGGAGCACGGCUUCCGCCACUGGCGCCGCGUGGCGGCGCGCAUGGUGCCGGGGCGAUCGUCGAGGGAGUGCCGCGGCAGGUGGCGCAACCACCUCGCCCGCGACGUGUACCACCGGCCUUUCACCGCCCGCGACGACGACGACCUCGCGCGUCUUUACGUCCGCCACGGCGGUCGCUGGAGGGAGAUGAGCCGGGCCGUCCACGGGCGCACCUCCCGCGUCAUGAGGCGCCGCUGGAGGGAGGUUCGCGACAGCGAUGCGUUCCUGAGCAGGCUGUGGAGGCCGCGCGCGCCCGUCAGUGCUCCGGCUCAUCAGGAUGCCGCCGUGAUGGAGCCGUCGUUGCAGCAGCAGCCGGUGUUCACCUGCGUGGGGCAAUGUCUACUGCUGACCGAGCCGCUCCUAGCUUCUUUCCGCAACCUUUUGAGCCAGUAA